This is a messenger RNA of Daldinia vernicosa, 1982 nucleotides long. RefSeq names its product carbohydrate esterase family 3 protein. The transcript has 2 exons. The record is from RefSeq and is a predicted model, not a curated record. Gene Ontology annotation, molecular function: phosphatidylcholine lysophospholipase A1 activity. Lineage: Eukaryota; Fungi; Ascomycota; Sordariomycetes; Xylariales; Hypoxylaceae. The coding region runs from base 751 to 1575 and encodes 274 amino acids.
UUCCGCCUACAAUUGGGAAUGGAAGCAACAAGUUUCCAAUUACCGAAUCUGCCGAACCCAUCUCCCACAAUUGCUGAACGCAGGAUGCUUACCCGUAAACCCCUAUUGAGAAUCAACAUCAAGGAAACCUGCAAUAGGAUUAUCAACCCGAUGUAACCAAUAUAAACAGAAAACCCCUUAUCGACGUACUACAAGGAAAAAAAUUUGGCUGGACUCGGGUAGUAGCAUAGGAUCGAUAAUGCACGGAAUACUGCAUGUAAGACAUCUAAACAAGCUAGCUAUGUAGCAACGUGACCCCCUGAAGUCUGGACCCCGAGUCUGAGUCUGGUCUGCUCACGGUCCAUAAUCCAUAAUACCCGGGAUCUCUUAGAUCCCAACUACGACCUUGCAGUGCCGUAGCGUCGAUCGAAAAAAUGCUUAGCCUUGACUUCAACCAAGUCUGUUUGCCGGAUGGGUCGAUGAUGGAGGUGACCAGCCUUGCGGAGCCAUGAGUGCUGGCCCACUGGGUCCCGGGAGAGACAUCGAAGGAGCUUCUAGACUCCGGCCAGGAAUGCAGGCUUGCAGCAAUGAUAAAUAGUCCGCUUUCCACGCUCCCCCAGGGAUGGAGACUCGGAAAUCUCGCAGUUAGGAGCUUACACGCAGUAGAUCACGACGAGCAGACACUAGGUUAGUCGAUCAGAGGCUAUAGUUGACAAAGGAACUUGGCAUACUAUUUCAGACCAUUAUAUUGCCAAUCUCGUCGUUGCCACAAUGCUAGCUCAAAAGCAACUAUUAUGGUGUGUCUUAGCAUACGCAUCGCAAAUAGCGAGCGGCCUUGCUUUACCAAUGCCAGAGUCGUCCCAACCCAACUACGGGCUCCCACAAAGGAACGCCCUUACUCCCCGAGCAAAAAAGGGAUUCGGAAACGGAGUUCCCCUGCGAAUCAUGCCCCUAGGAGCCUCCAUCACCUUCGGCUUCGGGUCCUCGGACAACAACGGGUACCGCAAGGACUUGCGCGACAAGCUCGAGGCCGCCGGGAACAAGGUCAACAUGGUCGGGAACAACCCGUCCGGGACCAUGAAGGACAACGACACGGAGGGCUGGAAGAGCUACACGAUCGACCAGGUGCGCGACAAAGCUAACACCUCCGUGCCCAAGUACAAGCCCAACGUGGUGCUCGUCAACGUCGGCACCAACGACUGCGUGCAGAACAAAGACGUGCCCAACGCGGGGGCGCGCCUGCGCACCCUCCUCGACGCGCUGUACGCCGAGUCGCCCAAGGCCACCGUCAUCCUGUCCACGCUGCUCGUGAACCGGGACCCGGACGUGCAGGCCCGCGUGGAGGACUACAACGCGCAGCUCAAGAAGGUCGGGGACUCGCUGCAGCGCGACGGCAAGAAGCGCCUCGUCGUCGUCGACAUGCAGAGCGACAACGGGCCCGAGGUCGACGACCUGAAUACCGACGGCACGCACCCCGACGACGCCGGGUACAGGAAGAUGGCCGAUGUGUUCUACGAGGGCCUCGAGGAGGCUGAUCGCCGGGAUUACUUUGUGGCAGCUGACAAGGUCGACGGGCUCGCGGACGACGGCGCGUAGGCUACCCUGAGUCGGCCCGUAUUUCCUUCACGGCUUCGGAAUGGAUGGAUGGGUGGAUGUAUAGGUAUUGGGUCAUAUUUGAGCGUUUUCAGCAUGGCGUUCCUCGAUGAAGGGUUAAUACGACGGAACUUGGCCUUGUUUUCGAUGGGAACUACUUGCUACUAUAUUGGCAUAAUACCCCUCCCAUGAAAUUACGCGUUUAUGUUAUUCUAUAUGGAUAUUGGUACGGUGCUGGCUCUUGGAUGCUGUAAUGAGGUAAUUGGUUGGACUGAUCCGAGAGGACAUAUGUUAACUAGGUACCUACGUGAAGAAGUAAUGGAUACCCAGGUAUGAAGAUUAAAGUUAGAUUUGAAUGGCCAAUUUCCGUAGAUGUCUGAAAUUGGAUUAUAAUUCGUAUCGAGAUAAAC